AUGGCCGGACAACAAGCUAGGUCCAACGCCUCUACCCGGGUGGUUGCUACCCAAGCAGGGUCAGCUGCACGGCGGGCUCCGGGGAAGAGGGCCAAGGAGGAACCAGCGCGAAGAGGUCAGGGAGGUAAUAGGAGCGGCGGAGGAAGAGGAUGGAGAGAGGACGCCUGGGGAGGCGACGUGAUCACUGGUCGCAGGGAACCCCCUCUUUGUUUCAGCUUAAAGGGCGAAUUUGUCGGCAUGGUGAUCGGUCGUGGUGGGUCAAAAAUACAAGAGAUACAAAGUUCAACAAACACCAAAAUAAAAAUUAUUCAGGAAGAAACAGAUACUGAAGCGGAGGUAAAAAUAUUUGGAAACAAAGCAAUGCAGACCAAAGCAAAAGCGGUAAUAGAUAACUUGGUUAAGAAACAAGAAAAUUACAAUCGAAGUCACAGCAAUGUCAACGUCGAUAUUGUGGCCUUCCAACCCUCUGAAAAAGAGGUAAACACAGAUGCCAACGGUGUUAAAGCUCGACCGUUAAUAGACUGGGAUCAAAUUCGAGAGGAGGCUGUGAGAUGGGAGAAAAAAAAGUGGGAAGAUUUACUUCCAAUUAAGAAAAACUUUUAUGUAGAAUCUGAGAAUACGAAAUCAAUGACGGAGGAGCAAAUAGACAAAUGGAGGAAAGAAAAUUUUAAUGUAAUGUGUGAUGACCUGAAAGAAGGUGAAAAGCGUCCUAUACCAAAUCCUACCUGCUCAUUUGAAGACGCUUUUGAAGCUUAUCCUGAAGUGAUGAAAAAUAUCACAAACGCGGGAUUUGUAAAGCCAACACCAAUUCAGGCGCAGGUGUGGCCCAUCGUCCUACAAGGAAUUGAUGUCAUCGGAGUGGCCCAGACAGGAACUGGGAAGACCUUGUCAUAUUUAAUGCCUGGAUUUAUUCACCUAGAUUGCCAGCCAGUUGAAAAGAGACCAAGACCUGGGGUGUUAGUUCUUACACCCACUCGCGAAUUAGCACUUCAGGUUCAAGCAGAGUGCUCGAAGUACUCAUACAAAAAUCUUAAAAGUGUGUGUGUUUAUGGUGGCGGCGAUAGAGAUGCGCAGAUAGAAGAUAUUUCAAAGGGUGUAGAUAUCAUUAUUGCAACACCCGGAAGACUGAAUGAUCUGCAAAUGAAUAACUUCAUCAACUUGAAGAGUGUAACUUACUUGGUGUUGGAUGAAGCAGAUAAGAUGUUAGACAUGGGGUUUGAACCCCAGAUAAUGAAGAUUUUGUUAGAUGUACGCCCCGAUAGGCAAACAAUUAUGACGAGUGCCACCUGGCCAUAUGGUGUUCGUCGACUUGCACAAUCAUACUUAAAAGAACCAAUGAUUGUAUAUGUUGGAACGUUGGAUCUGGUCGCUGUAAGUACAGUAAAGCAAAAUAUAAUCAUCACUACAGAAGAAGAGAAACGAAUGCAUAUACAGAAAUUCCUAGAAAAUAUGUCACCUAAAGACAAAGUGAUAGUUUUUGUCAGCAGAAAAUCUGUGGCUGAUCAUUUGUCGAGUGACCUGGUUCUUCGGGACAUUUCAGUAGAAUCUCUACAUGGCAAUAGAGAACAAAGUGAUCGGGAGAAAGCAUUGAAAAACUUCAAAACAGGCAAAGUGAGAAUAUUAAUUGCUACAGACUUAGCGUCUCGUGGAUUGGAUGUUCAUGACAUAACACACGUCUAUAAUUAUGAUUUCCCACGAAAUAUUGAAGAAUAUGUCCACAGAGUAGGACGCACUGGGAGAGCUGGAAAAUCUGGUGUAUCAAUAACUCUAAUCACUAGAAAUGAUUGGAGAAUUGCUUCAGAAUUGAUAAAUAUUCUGGAAAGAGCAAAUCAGAAUAUACCAGAAGAGCUAGUGUCGAUGGCUGAACGAUACAAAGCAAGCAAAUUAAAGAGAGAGACGGAAAAAAAAAUGGCAAGAAUGCAAGGGAAACCUAAUAAGUUUUAUUAAUGAUGUUUUAUUGAAAAGUGAUAUUAGCCUAACAGGUAAAAUGUUACCUAGUAGGCUUUCUAAAUCUUUGUUUAAUUAUUAGGUGUCUAAAGUCUAAUGUAUGUUCAGAUUUACUAAUUCAGAGUUGAAAAGUUGUAUAGUAAAUUGGUAAGGUGUUGGAGAAACUUUAAUGUGUUAAUGGCAAACACAUACCUUUUGAUAGAGCAGUUCUUUUAGGAUUAUAUUUUAUAAAUAGGUCUGUUUAUAGGAAAUUGAAAGCAUUGUUUACACUAGGUUGUAACAAAUGAAUGUAACAUAAAUAGGCACUAGAUGCCUUAACCAGUAUAUUGGGACUGCUAUGCUAUGAAGAUCAUGUGAUCCAUCUUUAAAGAUAUCUAUUAACAGCAGAAAAACAAAGAUAUUAGGAUGGCAGAUUGUUCUUUCUGGAAAUUCUAGAUGUAACAUUCCCAAAACUGGAUGAUGGAUAAGAAGCAAUGAUUCUGUAUGUUGUAAAACAUUUGCAUAAUAAAAGUAAAUUGGCU
This is a messenger RNA of Ochotona curzoniae (black-lipped pika), 2468 nucleotides long. RefSeq names its product DEAD-box helicase 43 (gene DDX43). The record is from RefSeq and is a predicted model, not a curated record. The coding region runs from base 1 to 1947 and encodes 648 amino acids. Gene Ontology annotation, molecular function: RNA helicase activity; RNA binding; ATP binding. The transcript has 16 exons. NCBI's taxonomy places the organism in Eukaryota, Metazoa, Chordata, Mammalia, Lagomorpha, Ochotonidae.